Messenger RNA from Syzygium oleosum, 690 nucleotides. Its product is annotated as G-type lectin S-receptor-like serine/threonine-protein kinase SD2-5. Gene Ontology annotation, molecular function: ATP binding; protein kinase activity. NCBI's taxonomy places the organism in Eukaryota, Viridiplantae, Streptophyta, Magnoliopsida, Myrtales, Myrtaceae. The transcript has a single exon. Bases 1 to 690 code for a protein of 229 amino acids. Gene Ontology annotation, biological process: protein phosphorylation. The record is from RefSeq and is a predicted model, not a curated record.
AUGCCCACUGGAUUCAUGUACGAUGAUCUAAGAGCCAUCACAGACGAAUUCAGUAAAAAGCUUGAAGAAGGUGGUUUUGGUUCUGUUUUUGAAGGUACUCCAGGUGAUGGCACAAAAGUUGCAGUAAAACGCCUUGAUGGUUUUGGGCAAAUUAAGAAAUCCUUUCUAGCCGAAGUUGAGACUAUCGGCAACAUCCAUCACGUGAACUUGGUAAGACUCAUGGGAUUUUGCGCUGAGAAAUCUCACAGGCUCCUUAUCUAUGAGUACAUGUCGAAUGGGUCUCUAGAUAGAUGGAUCUUUCACAAAUCCAGUGAAUGUAUUCUCGACUGGCAACAAAGGAAGAAGAUCAUUCACGACAUAGUAAAAGGACUAAAUUAUCUUCAUGAAGAUUGCAGACAGAAGAUAGUUCACUUAGACAUUAAACCCCAAAAUAUCCUCUUGGAUGGGAAUUUCAAUGCUAAGAUUGUUGAUUUUGGAUUAUCCAAAUUGAUAGACAGGGACCAAAGCCAAGUCGUCACAACCAUGAGAGGAACUCCUGGUUAUUUGGCCCCCGAGUGGCUGAGUGCAGCAAUUACUGAAAAAGUUGACGUGUAUAGCUUUGGCGUGGUAAUCUUGGAGAUAGUGUGUGGGAGAAAAAUCUUCAAUCGCUACUCUAGAUCAAGAAGACAUGUAUUUAUUGAGCCUUUUUAA